GCAAAGGGUAGCCUUGCGCGGUCCCACGCCGCAGAGGACAAGUUCACAGAGGGGCUGGCAGAGACCGUGAGUCGCAGUCCCGCGAUGGCGAGAUCAUGGGACCUCAUGCCGUUGAACGGCACCCAGAAGAGGGCACUCCCUGACCAAGCAGAAGAGAGACACAAUCACAUCAGGCACUGGAUCAUUAGCUGUGGGUACAAGAAAGGGAGAUUGAUCAAUUCCAGCUGCGGCCUGAGCUUCCUAGUCACGCACCGCAUAAGGAUCAAGCUUGAGCUGAAAGAAUACACGGCGGCGCUGAAAAUUCUCAGGAAUAAGGACCUGGCUAGGCGUAGGGAGGAGCUCGUCCAGGAAAUCUGGGAGGCCUACCAGGUUAACAUGGAAAAGCCCAGCAGCCAGAGUGAAAUAUGGGAAGCCAGGAAGAUCAGGGAGGCAGAGGAGAAGGAGGGCCAGGAGGAGCUAGACAAGUACACCACACUAGCUAAGUUCCAGGUUGGCAGGAAGCUGUUGGAGAAGAUGGGGUGGAGCAUCGGGGAGACGUUACUGCAGACCCCGAGGAUGACCCCAGACAAGUACGUGUGGCCCCCAGGUAGUGCAGGUCAGUCCACUCCGUGGGCUGCCCAGUUUCGAGAGGACAUGGGCGAGCUUGUCCAGGUGGAUGAGAGCAUGUCGGUUUGGUAUAAUGCGCGCGCCAGCGACUUGGACAUCUUCCUACCAGGCGGCAGCGGGAGUGGAGACGUUCCAGUAGCAACAUUGCCGAAGGGCAAGGGUGGCAAGAAGGCUCGCCAGCACGGAAAUGCAGCAGGCGGAGACAUCGUACAAGCGGUGAUGGCGGUGCAAAGCCUCAGCAUCAGGACAGCAGCCGUCGCCAGAGAUCUACCAAAUAUCGUCGGAGAGUUCUGGCUCGCGCCGCCAGGGCACGACAUCAUCGAAGCAGCAAAAGAGACGGGCUCGAGUUACAACGAAAAAGUGCAGUCUCUCGGAAAAGGGCACGGUCUAGGGCCGCCGUGCCUCCACGUGUCGGUGGCGGCGAUCGAGGCGAUGGCGACGAGCCUGGGCGAAAACGAGCAAGAGGGGGCGCAGGCGAAGAUCAGCAUCACGCAGUGGGUAGAGCAGGCGGAGUCGGAGGCGGGGCAGGCGUUCGUAGGAAAGACGAUCCUAAUGUUCAAGGUGAGCGACACGUUCAGGGCGGACGACGAGAUGGACGACGGGAACCGCAUGGCGAAGGUUAUGUUCGCCCUCAGCCCACGCUACGACAUCGCGACGGCCAUGAAGCAGAUGAAAAUCCAGCCGACGGGAGCCAAGCCUCCGACGGAGUUCAACGGCGUGCGGCUCCUCCAGGCGAUGGGAGUGGCGUUGCACAGGGCGGGGGGGCACAGGCCAGUGGGGGGCGGGCCGAAGGAGGAGCUAGACAGGGUGGUCGAGCGCCAGUUGAUGGCGCUGCAGAAGAAAUGCGCCUCCACGGCGUACCUCUGCAGCGCCUCUGGUCCAGGCGCCUCCGCG
Prorocentrum cordatum is the source of this 1500-nucleotide messenger RNA. The record is from the annotation of a GenBank genome assembly. Lineage: Eukaryota; Dinophyceae; Prorocentrales; Prorocentraceae.